Penicilliopsis zonata CBS 506.65 is the source of this 2282-nucleotide messenger RNA. RefSeq lists its product as hypothetical. The record is from RefSeq and is a predicted model, not a curated record. The transcript is spliced from 7 exons. Bases 203 to 2161 code for a protein of 652 amino acids. Lineage: Eukaryota; Fungi; Ascomycota; Eurotiomycetes; Eurotiales; Aspergillaceae. Gene Ontology annotation, biological process: glutaminyl-tRNA aminoacylation; translation. Gene Ontology annotation, cellular component: cytoplasm; cytosol. Gene Ontology annotation, molecular function: glutamine-tRNA ligase activity; ATP binding.
AUCGUCGAGUGAGUCACGGAGCGACGCGAAGUUCUCCUGCUGCCUCGAAUGACUCGAUCGGGCAGGAGCAGAGCCACGUGACCAGUUUUCUCUUAUCGCCCACCAGACCCCACCAAAGCGAGUCUUGCCCGCCGAAAAUCACGAACGCCCCUCACGACGCUCUUGUUUCGAGUUCUCAAGCACAGCAAACGUUCUCGCAGCCAUGAGUGCUCCUGCUAACACUACAGAGCUGCCCGAGCGGCCCAAGGAGGCCGAAGUCCCCAAGGCUGAUCCCCAGGCUGGGAGCGCAGCGCCGUCGGAGAAGCCCAAGGAUGCAAAGCCUCCGAAGAAGGCCAAGGCUCCCAAGCAGCCAAAGGAAAAGGCUCCUCCCAAGAACGGAGGUGCGAAGCCCAAGGCCGCGAAGCCGGAGACCGUCGAUCUGCCCCAGGAUCCCGAUUAUAUGUUCAAGGUCGGGUUUCUGGCGGACGUGUACGAGGAACGCCCUAUCUCCGAGAAGCACCCGAAAAUCAUCACUCGAUUCCCUCCCGAACCGAACGGAUUCCUUCAUUUCGGACACAGCAAGGCCAUUGCCAUCAACUUCGGCUUUGCGAGAUAUCGUGGUGGCGAGUGCAUUCUGCGGUACGAUGAUACAAACCCAGCGGGAGAAGAUGAAGUUUACUACAAGGCGAUCGAGGAGAUGGUUUCUUGGCUGGGGUUCAAGCCGGUUCGGAGCACCAGCGCUAGCGAAAAUUUCCAGCAGCUGUAUGAGUAUGCGGUGGAUCUGAUCAAGAAAGAUGGAGCUUACGUCUGCCACUGCUCUAAGGCUGAGAUCAAGGUCCAGCGAGGAGAGGGCACUGGCAAGGAACGUUUUGCCUGCAGCCACCGUGAUCGCCCGAUUGAAGAAUCUCUGAAGGAGUUCCAAGCCAUGAAGGAGGGUAAAUACAAGGCCGGAGAGGCGGCACUUCGCAUGAAGCAGGAUAUCACCAAUCCGAACCCUCAGAUGUGGGAUCUUUUUGCCUGGCGCAUUCUGGAUACUGAAGAGAAGCAGCACCACAAGACUGGAGCGGAAUGGAAGAUGUACCCGACCUAUGAUUUUGCACACCCUCUGUGUGACAGCAUUGAGAACAUCACCCAUUCUCUGUGUACCACAGAAUUCGAACAGUCCCGUGUGUCGUACGACUGGCUGGUCAACAAGCUGGGCGUUUACCAGCCUAUGCAGAGAGAAUACGGUCGUCUGAACAUUACAGGCACAAUUCUCUCUAAGCGCAAGAUCAUCGAGUUGGUCAACCGAGGUCAUGUUCGCGGCUGGGACGAUCCCAGACUCUAUACCCUGAUCGCUCUUCGUAGACGUGGUGUGCCUCCAGGCGCCAUUCUUUCCUUUGUAAACGGCCUCGGUGUCACAAAGAACAACUCCAACGUCCAAGUUGCCAAGUUCGACCAGGCCAUCCGCCAGUACCUUGAAGCGACAGUGCCCCGUCUGAUGUUGGUCCUCGAACCACUGAAGGUGGUUAUUGACAACCUCCCCGAUGAUUACCUGGAAGAAGUGGAAGUUCCGUUCUCGAAAGAUCCUGCUUUUGGAACACACAAAGUUCCGUUCACCAAGACCGUUUAUAUUGAGCGCUCCGACUUCCGCGAGGUCGACUCAUCUGACUUCUUCCGUCUCGCCCCCGGAAAGUCUGUCGGUCUCCUCAAGGUUCCCUUCCCUAUCACCGCCACCUCCUUCGACAAAGAUCCCGAGACUGGUUUGGUCAGCUGUGUCUACGCCAAGUACGAGAAACCAGAGGAAGGUGCUACCUUCAAGAAGCCCAAGAGUUACAUUCACUGGGUUGGUGAGUCCGCCGCCUACAACAGCCCGAUCAAGGCUGAGGUCCGUGCCUUCAACCCUCUGUUCAAAUCCGAGGACCCCAGCGCCCACCCCGACGGAUACCUUGCGGAUCUGAACGCGGACUCGGAAAAUAUCUACAAGAACGCGUUUAUGGAGACGGGCUUCCGGGACAUCCAGAAAUCCGCGCCCUGGCCCAAGGACGUCGAAGAAAGCAAUACUGACGGCUCUCCGAAGCCGUGGACCGUCCGAUUCCAGGGCAUGCGGGUCGCGUAUUUCACCGUUGACAAGGACUCGACAGACGACCAGAUCGUGCUGAACCGCAUCGUCACGCUGAAAGAUGACAAGGGGAAGUCUUGAAUAUAGUGUUUUAGACAUGGUUGGCUGCUGCUUCGUAUGAUUUUAAUCAAGCCCUCUCGUCUCAGCCUCUGGAAAGUAUGGCAUUUAUAAGAUCUAGCAUAACAUUUGAGAUUGAUUACGA